Molecule: messenger RNA, 2181 nt
Organism: Corylus avellana
Lineage: Eukaryota; Viridiplantae; Streptophyta; Magnoliopsida; Fagales; Betulaceae
Product: zinc finger protein GAI-ASSOCIATED FACTOR 1
Cellular component (GO): nucleus
Molecular function (GO): DNA-binding transcription factor activity
Source: RefSeq, a predicted model, not a curated record
AUCUCUCCUCUCUUUUCUUUCUUCUCUCGCUAGCUAGCUCUCUCGCUCUCCCUCUCUCUCUUUCUGUGUAUGUGAAGCCGCCGCCUUAUGGGACCUCGGGACUCCGGCGAACCGAGUUGAUCGAGUCGGUUUCUCGUUUCCUUUUAUCGAAGAAGAAGAGCUGUAGUUUUUUGCCACCUUGAAAGUUUUGUACGCGUUUUUGUUUUCUGUGUUUUGAAAAUUUUCCUGGGAAACAAUCAGAAAGUUCGUCUUUUGGAGACUAGUUUUUUAUGUAAUCUGGGAUAGGCUCUGAAUCUCUUGGUGAUUUUCUCGGAUAUUAAAACAGUUUGAGAGGGAAGGCUGUCCAUUUCUGUUGAAGGAUAGGACUUUGAGUUGAAGCGGUGACCAUCUUUUUGAGCUUAGAAAUUGAAAACCCUACAAGGAGAUCAAGAAGAAGAAGAAGAAAAAAAAUAUAGAUAGCUUUGUGUUUGAUUGGGUUUUGAAGAAUGGUGGAGUUGGACAAGUCGUCACCAAUGACAGCUUCUACAGCUUCUGGAGAGGCUAGUAUAUCCUCCUCUGGUUAUCAAACGACGCCGUUAGCUGCGCCACCACCGAAGAAAAAGCGGAACCUUCCUGGAAUGCCCGAUCCAGAUGCUGAGGUGAUAGCUUUAUCACCCAAGACUCUGAUGGCGACGAACCGGUUUGUGUGUGAGAUCUGCAACAAAGGGUUUCAGCGCGACCAGAACCUCCAGCUUCACCGGCGUGGCCACAACUUGCCGUGGAAGCUCAAGCAGAGAACGGGAAAGGAGAUUCGCAAGCGAGUCUACGUGUGUCCAGAGCCGUCCUGCGUUCACCACAGCCCGGCGAGAGCGCUGGGAGACCUCACGGGGAUCAAAAAGCACUUUUGCAGAAAGCACGGCGAGAAGAAGUGGAAGUGCGAGCGGUGCUCCAAGAAGUACGCCGUGCAGUCCGAUUGGAAGGCGCACAUGAAGACCUGCGGAACCAGAGAGUAUAAAUGCGACUGCGGCACCAUGUUCUCAAGGAGGGAUAGCUUUAUCACGCAUAGAGCUUUCUGCGACGCUCUGGCUGAGGAGAGUGCGAGGACACACGCCCUUGUGAUCGCUGGCGCCGACGGAAAUGCUAACGCUAAUGCGGCUGUCGCUUCGCCCCCGCCGCCUCCUCUUACUCCGUCUACGACUGUGGUGUCUCCAGCCUUGUCCAUUCAGAGUUCAGAAUUGCCGGAAAAUCCAAUCGGACUGUCGCCGGCAACGGCAGCCACGACCACCAGCUCCUCCACUUCCAGCACUAGCGUUUUUGCAAGCGUUUUUGCGCCUUCAACCGCGACAGCAGUUGCCGAACCAUCCCCGUUCUCCAAUGUGGUCUGCGCCACUACUCACCCGCCGCCCAUAUCACCCAUUGAACCCCCCUCCCUUUCGCUCUCCACAUCCCUCUACCUCUCCAACAAUGGGCCCUCCCUCUUUCCAACACCAAACCACGACCACCUCCACUACGCACCUUCCCCGCAGCCUGUCAUGUCCGCAACCGCAUUGCUGCAGAAAGCUGCUCAAAUGGGCUCCACCGCAUCGAACGCAUCGUUGCUUCGCGGACUGGGAUUGGCGGCACCGUCGGCGUCAUCGUCCUCCCCGGGUCAGGAUAGCACUGCUAUGCAAUGGAAUGGCCAUGGGAGGGCGGCAGAGAGCACCUUGGUGACUGAUGGGCUUGGGCUUGGACUUCCCUCUGGUGGGAGUUCUGGUUUGAUGGGCCAGCCAAUGACUCGCGAUCUUCUCGGUCUCAGCAUAGGCAGCGGCGGCGGGGCAUCCACUAGAGGCCUCUCGGCUCUUCUCAAUUCGUUUGGCGGUGGUGGCGGCUUCGAUGUCGCAUACGGCAGAGGAGGUGACAGCUCGGCUGGGGAUGACAAGCGUAAAGUACUCCGAUGAUCCAUCUCUUUUGCCCGGUUGUUAUAUUUAUAAAAAUUGAACAGUCUCCUUAGUGGGUUACUUCCAUGAAAAGAAUUAGUAAUCAUAGAGUUCUAAAAAGAGUUUUUGUUUAAGAUGUUGUGUAAUUUUGUGGUGAUAUCUUCGUUUUUAGUUCGAUUAUAUUCUCGGAGAUGUGAAUGGGAGCAGGGUUUGUACAGGAACUCGCGUAGUCAUUACUUGUUGAAAAAGGUAGCCCAAAAGGAAAUGCAAUUAGUUCUUAGUAGUU